Molecule: messenger RNA, 1539 nt
Organism: Angiostrongylus costaricensis
Lineage: Eukaryota; Metazoa; Nematoda; Chromadorea; Rhabditida; Metastrongylidae
Source: the annotation of a GenBank genome assembly
AUGACCAAACAAAAUGGGCUUGGGGAGGCCCGAGAAACUCCCUGUUUGGGUGUGAGCCAACCGAUUUCAAAAGCGCUACCUGAUGCUCGGGAUUUACGACUUACAGCGCAGUUGGUUGAAUGUCUCAAAAGCUUCAAUUUAUUCGAAACUGAUGAAGAAAUGCACGCGAGGAUAGAAGUUCUUCGAAAACUGAAUUCGUUGGUAAAAAGUUGGGUUCGAAAGGUCUCCGAGUCGAAGCUUCCGGCGGAGAUGUGUGAAAACGUCGGCGGGAAGUUGUUUACCUUUGGCUCCUAUCGAUUAGGAGUUCAUACUAGAGGUGCUGAUAUUGAUACACUUUGUGUAGCACCGAGACAUGUUGAUCGAUCUGACUUUUUUGGUUCAUUUUAUGAUAUGUUAAAGGAGGACGAACAAGUAAGUGACCUUCAUGCUGUGGAAGAUGCUUUCGUCCCUGUUAUCAAGUUGAAAUAUGCUGGUAUUGAGCUUGAUAUUCUUUUCGCGAGAUUAGCGUUGAAGGAAAUUCCGGACGACCAAACCUUAAAUGACGAUAUGUUGCUGAAGAAUCUUGAUGACAAGAGCGUAAGGUCGUUAAACGGUUGUCGUGUUGCCGACGAAAUCCUUCGGCUGGUACCGUAUCCCGAGGCAUUUGCUUUAUGUUUACGGGCUGUAAAAUUGUGGGCAAAGAACCAUGGAAUUUAUUCAAAUGUACUAGGAUUUCUUGGAGGAGUUACGUGGGCGAUAUUAGUAGCGCGUACUUGUCAACUAUAUCCGAACGCUUCUCCUUCAAAGCUGCUUCUCAAAUUUUUCUUAGUAUUUGUGACAUGGGAGUGGCCUCUUCCUGUUGUGUUGAAGGAUAUGGACACUAGUAAUCGACCAGAUAUUGGCGCUCUUCAAGAGCUUGUAUGGGAUCCCCGAAUUCGGGGUUCAGAUAGAUUUCAUCUCAUGCCGAUUCUCACUCCGGCUUUCCCCGAGCAGAAUUCUACAUUUAAUGUUACGAAUUCAACCAGAAGGCUCGAGAUCAUGAAGGACAUUUACGAAGGUCGCGCCGAGUGGUCCAAGCUUUUUGAGGAAGUUAACUUCUUUACAAGAUACAAGCACUUCAUCUCUCUAACCUGCGCUGCUAGAAAUGAGGAAGAUCACCUGAUUUUCUGCGGUUUUGUUGAAUCAAAGAUUCGACACCUCAUUGGAGCACUUGAACGGAAUCAAGGGAUUUCGCUAGCCCAUAUCAAUCCUCGACAAUAUAAACCAUUACCUAGUGCUGUUCCAUCAUUUGGACCUAAAUUUGAUCGAGCGAUGGCUAAAGCUUUUGAUUUGACUGUCGAAAUUAGCCAAUUUCACCACAUUAUUGUAACUACUGGAAUCAAGAUGAAGCAGUAUAAUGAAGGGAUGAAGGUGAACCUUGUCAUAAGUCUUUCUUUUUAUCCGCUUCAGUUCAGAGGGUUUCGCAUAGGGUCAACUGUUCUCUUUGUAGAUAUUAAUCUAGUUGCUUCAAGAAAUGACUGUUAUAGGUCCAUUAAAAUGUGGGAGAAACAUACCGUAUAG